Molecule: messenger RNA, 3393 nt
Organism: Zingiber officinale
Lineage: Eukaryota; Viridiplantae; Streptophyta; Magnoliopsida; Zingiberales; Zingiberaceae
Product: intracellular protein transport protein USO1-like
Exons: 9
Coding region: 265-2592 (775 amino acids)
Source: RefSeq, a predicted model, not a curated record
UUUAUCGUGCAGAAGCUUCUCAUUUUUGUUCUGAAACUGCUGCUCUUCUUCUACUCAUCAAUGGUGAAGGAGACCGAGAGCGAUCGAAAAGAGCUCGGACCUCAGAUCUGAUUUCUAGUUCUCUUCGAAUCUUUGGUGCCUUCGCCAGCCAUCGCAUUGCUGAUUGCCGCCCCCUUCGCGCUGGCCUUUUGAAAUUGGUAUCGGGUGAGGUUAUCGCCCUGCAUUUAGCUGCCGAAGGAUGGAGAACUGAAGCGGAGAUCGAAGAUGUUCAAGGCGGCGCGAUGGAGGAGCGAGAAGAGCAAGACCAAAGUUGUGUUCCAACUGCGGUUCCAUGCGACUCAGGUGCAACCCACGGGACGGGAGGCGGUGACGGUGACCGUGAUACCAGCAGACGCCGGCCGGCCGACGGCAAGAUCGGAGAGGGUACCCGUGGUGGAGGGGGCCUGCGACUGGGUGAAUCCGGUUUUCGAGGCGGCUAAGCUUGUCCGGAAUCCAAAGACGGGAAAGAUGGAUGAGAAAGUCUACAGAUUUGUGGUUUCCGAUGCUGGAUCGGGCAAAACCAAAAUUUUGGGGGAGGCAAGCAUCAACCUAGCAGAUUAUACUGAUGUUUUCAGGCCAUCCUCUGUCGUUCUUCCUCUGAAGGGAUCGAACACUGGAGCUUCUUUACGUAUAUCCAUCCAGAGGCUGCAGGAUGAUGAUGAAGGAAGGGAAGGAAAUGAUAUUGAAGAAGCAACCAUGAAACGACAAAGAAGAACAUUGGAGUCUCAGUUAAGCAAGUGUGAUGAUGAGGAUGGUUCAGAAAUAAACAAUCAGGCUGCAGUCAGGUUCUCAUCAAGCAGGGGCAUCCCUCUCCACAAUGCUGAUUCCAAUGGAAACCUCCAAAAGUCACACACCUUCGAUGCCAUGUCAGCUUCAGGUUCAGAUACUGGUUCAGGAAUAUAUACACCAAGAGAGAAUGCUAUCGUGUUGUUGCCUCUUACCAACAAUGGCACUUCUAAAAUGAGGAUGUUCAGUUCAGAUGCAUCCACAAGAAGUUCCAGUGAUGAUGGUUUGCAUGAGAUAUCACAUGAUUCAGAGGACAGUUUUGAGAAAUUAAAGAGCGAAAUAGAUAUUUUAACUAGAAAAUUGGAAGUGUCAGAUCUAGAGUUGCAGACUCUACGAAAGCAAAUCAUCAAGGAGAACAAACGAGGGCAAGAUAUUUCAAAGGAAAUGAGUGAUCUACAAGAAGAGAGAGAUGCACUUAAAAGAGAAUGUGAUGAACUCAAGAUCUUAGAAAAGAGGAGAAAGUUUGACACAACUACCAGCUUGCAGCAUGACAGAGAUGAUCUUGAAGAAAUUCAGCAAGAGCUAGAUCAUGAGAAAAAUCGGAAUGUCCAUCUUCUCUUGCAACUAAAAUUGACACAAGAAGCAAACUCUGAGUUGGUGCUUGCUGUGAAAGAUCUAGAGGGAAUGUUGGAACAUAGGCAUAAUGAAACAUUAUCUGAUAAUUGUAGUAAAAUGGAAAUGAAAGACACAGUUAAUUUGGAUCUUAAAGCCACUAAAUUUGGUAAUGGAUCUUCACAUCUGCACAAAUCUGAAUGUAAGCAACAGAUACCCAAAACAAUUUCUGUAAGUGACAAUGAAGAGGAGUAUGCAUUGGUUGCACUUAUAAAUGAGCGUGAUGACAUGAAGUCUGCUUACUCAUUGGAGAAUAAGAUCAUUGAUCUCAAUAAUGAAGCGGAAUUUUACAGGAAAAAUUGUGAAGAGCUAGAAAUGCAAAUGGAACAACUUUCUCUGGAUUAUGAAAUUUUGAAACAGGAAAACCAUGAUGCCACAACAAAGCUUGAGCAAAUGCAACUACGUGAACAACUUAGGAUGCAAUAUGAGUGUUCUGCACAUUUUUCCAUUAUCAGUGAUCUUGAGUUACAGGUUGAGUUAUUGGAGAAAGAACUUCAGAAACAAACUGGAGUGAUUGAAGCGGAUCUAGCAACCAUCACACUAGCUAAAGUUGAGCAAGAGAAAAGAGCCAUAGUAGCAGAAGAGACAUUGAGAAAUACUAAAUGGAACAUUUCCAAGAGUGUCGAGUGUUUUCAAGAGGAACUCAGGAGUCUUUCUGCAUUUAUGUCAUCUACAUUUCAAGCUAAUGAGAAGACAGUCAUGCAAGCACUUAAAGAAAAUGCCAAGUUGCAAUCACAAAAAGGGAACUUGGAAAGAAUUUUGGAGAAAUCUAAUAAAGAUAUGGUGCUAUUACAGGAGAAGUACCGAGUGAAACUCAAGCAGCUAGUAGGUCUAAUAGGUAUCAAGUCAAGAGAUGUAGAAAUGUUGAGCUUGAAACUAAAAGAUAAGAGCAAAGAACUAGACAACCAUAAGUUAUCUGAGGAAGCAUUGCAAAAAAACUUCAUAAGAGAGUUGCAGUUACUCAAAUCUGAAGUGGCAACCCUCCAAGAUGAGAAAUCUUUUCUCUUGGAACAGAAUGGAGAAAAAGAAAAGUUGCUAGUUGAGAUGGAGCUACUAAGAAUAAAAUUCAUAGAAAGUGAGAUAUCUUUGCAAAACAGAAAUCUGGAAAUUGAUUUUCUUAAGAAAGAGAUAGAAACUUUAAGAGAGAGUCAGUAAAUCAUUGGUGAACAUAAAUGAUCUUAGGCAUACAAAAGAUGGAGAUGCUAUUCUUGAUACGAUGAAAUCCAAGGCACCAAACCAAAUACUAAAGCAGAAUUCAUUGAAGCAUGCCUCAAAUGGUCUUUUGGAGGAAAAGCAAAUGACUACCGACUUGGUGGAACAAAGUGAAUGCAACAAGACAACAAGUACAAAUGAUUCCAAUAAUUUUCAUCAGAUACCGAGAUUCACUAGAAACAAUGCCCAGUGCCAUUUGGAAUAUGUACAACAGCUGGAGGAAGACAAAGGAUGCGUACACAACAAAAAUGUCACAGAUAAAGAAUCACAGAGAAGGUUUGCAGAAUCUAAUUUAGAUGAAGACAAAUCAGUUUUUGUUUCUUCUGCCUGUGAUCAGAAGGUUAUGGAGAAAGUGUUAAGUGAAAUGGCGCUUCUGAAGGAACAAAAUGAAUUGAUGGUUUCUGAACUGAAAGAAAUGCAGGAAAGAUAUUCUAACAUAAGCCUGAAGUUUGCAGAAGUAGAAAGUGAAAGACAACAACUCCUCAUGACAAUACGAAGUCUUAAAAAUGCUACAAAAAAUUAGUUCCCCUUGUUCUGUUCUUUGUUUUGGUUAUUGAAAGGAGUUUCUUGUAUAGGCAAGCAAUUGGGAUGUACAACUUGGUAAAUCCAUCGCAAGGUACCUAUAGCUUCUUUAGCAAACACAAUGUGUAAAUUGAUAGCAUAUAAUUUCUUCAUCGAGUGCAAUAUAUUUUGCUGAAAUGUAGUGAUGUCAGUUGUGUUGACUUUGAGAUGAAUUAAUACAGA